Molecule: messenger RNA, 411 nt
Organism: Soboliphyme baturini
Lineage: Eukaryota; Metazoa; Nematoda; Enoplea; Dioctophymatida; Soboliphymatidae
Source: the annotation of a GenBank genome assembly
AUGACUGCGGUUUGUGUCGUUUGCUGGGGGGGGUCAUAUGAGUUUCACUCUGACAACUUGAGCGCGACUGUCGCGGAGAAGACCUUCGUUCUCACGGCAGAGAUACUCACGUGGUGGCAGGUGUUACGCUGCGAAAGUGCCAACAAAUAUUUUGCCAAUGUGUUUGGCCAGAGAGGCCCCUCGGUUGGACGUCGGUCGAUCGAUUUUGCGGGUGGCAUCCGUGACACGGAUUCCGUGCGGGACGUCAACCGAGCUCAUGGAUGGCUUUAUCCACAUUUGUCAAGCACCUCUUGUCUGGACGUCAGCUACGGGAAUGAGACGGAACACAUCGCGGUAGAGAUUACGAUGGAAAUCCGAGAUCGCAAUCCAAACUCGACAUGUCGUUAUGACGGCGGCUGUGUACCGAAGUAA